AUGGUUCAUUACGUCUCGAGUCCGACCAAGGCUCCUCAGGCACUACCUUUCCAAGAUAGCAAGGAGCUUCGAUAUCUCGAAUACUUCAGGCUUCGAACAGCGCCUGAUAUUGCUGGUGUCCACAAUCCGGAGCUGUGGACGUACCAUGUCAUGCAAGUGGCUGUUGCAGAGCCUGCAAUUUGGCAUGCAACUCUUGCGCUUGGCUCACUCCAUGAGCGAUUCGAGAGUAACGCAUCUAUGAGUCUAUCUACCGCGGACAUGGAGUACCCACUCACUCAAUACGGCAAAGCGAUCAACAUCCUUUGCAGCUCUAUCAAGGGCUCCGCUGACAACCUGAAAGAGACUCCGUUGCUCGCAUGCGCUAUGUUCUGUGCUUUCGAAAGCAUGGGCUACCAUCUCCACUCAGCGCUUUCUCACAUCACAAGCGGUCUGAAGGUCAUGACGGAACGAAAAAGAGCUUUUCUCGAAGACAAAAGGCCUGAUCAUUCUCUUCACAUGCUGUGGCCUCUCUUCACCAGAUUGGAUACUCAGCGGCUGGAGCUUGGAGACUCUUCAUUCCCGGCGGAUAUGCCUUUGAUCAUGCAUUACCGACAUGUGCAGACGACCAAAUCGAUCAUCAAGAAACCAAAUAUGAACGAAGCACGCCAUGGAUUCGAUAGCGUCCUGAACCUUAUAUUGCACCACAUCAAGCACAUCGAGGGGCCAGAUGUGUCCAUACCAUUCAUUGCCAAAGGAACUUCAAGCGCUGACGUCGGGCUGAGCGAUGUUGUUCAUGACUACCUGCGAUGGACCUCCGCAUUUGAUCCGAUCAUCGUCUCUCUGGGUGUAACUUCCGAUAUACCAUCAGCCCUACUCCUUCAAAUAUGGCGCUUACUUGUCAACAUCAUGCUUCGAGUGGACGUCGAAGAAGGCGAGAUGGGUUUUGACAGAUUCCAAGACGAGUUCAGACUGAUGUGGUCUCUUGUAGAGGAAUUCCUCUGCUGGAGUGCGCAACAUUCUGGAUCUGGCGAGGAACUUCUUCCAGAGCAGACACAUAGUCCACUGGACGAUCCAUUGCCAGAAGAGCUUUGUGUUCGACACACUGCAUUGACUGGAGAGGCAGCCCAGCGAUCUGGAUUCAUGGGUGUCAAUAUUCAGAACACUGCAGAGGCAGAUAGCGUUCGAGCAGAAGCCUCAGCUGCGCAAGAGAGUGGUCAGAAGUUGCUGGCCUAUUCCCAAAAGACAAGGUCAAUCAACCCUGGCGUUCUGCGCGACCGGCUGACAUAUGCGGGUCUUGGUAUCAAGCCUACGUUUACCUUCUCGCACGGCGUCAUCUAUCCCCUUUACGUGGUGAUCAGUCGAUGCAGAAACCCUGCCAUCCGACGCCGAGCUUGGACUCUUAUGAACGGAUGCAAUCGACGAGAAGGUCUCUGGGACUCUGCUCUGGCCGCUAGAUUGGGACAAAGGAUCAUACAAAUUGAAGAAUCACAAGCAUUGCUGGGAUUUGGGCCCAGCGCAUCAGCAGCCUGUUCAGGACAAACCACAAAGAUAACUGCCGCAUCCCAGAUCGCAAACUUUUCCCGGAUCAGAAUGGUGAGGCCAACGUUUUUGCCGAACAGGAGGAGUAUCGAGAGGUAUUACUUUGGCUGGCCGGGAAGUUUUGAAGAGGCGACGGGUGUUGAAGAAGUUUGGAAUCAGGAGUCUAUGGAGUGGUGA
Molecule: messenger RNA, 1695 nt
Organism: Zasmidium cellare ATCC 36951
Lineage: Eukaryota; Fungi; Ascomycota; Dothideomycetes; Mycosphaerellales; Mycosphaerellaceae
Exons: 1
Coding region: 1-1695 (564 amino acids)
Source: RefSeq, a predicted model, not a curated record